AUGCCGAAAACAAGGACCGUCCAGCAAAAACGUGUAUAUGGCAAGCGAAGGGCCAACGCACCGAGAGUGGUAUUGGAAAAUGGGAGCCCUCUCAAGUUCGCAGACGACGAAAGCACCUCUGUCGACCAGUCCACAGAUACUGAGGUUGAAGAAGAUGUUAUUAAAGAAAUGGAAACGGAGCUUGCAGCAUUAACCAUUGAAUAUGAAGUCUCGGAAAACCCCGAAACAGCAGAACAGACCGUCCCUGCAACGCCUCCCGUUCGAAAAACCCGUCGGAAAUCUGUCAUGAAAACGCCCAUAAAUAGACUGCAGGAACAAGCAGCAAGAAACCUAUCAUCGCCAAAAUUUGACGCCCCAGGAGCUAUCAAGCGCGGAACCUCUUUUGACCAGGAAGAGCAAAGGCGGCUUUCGUUUACACCAAGACAGUCACGUCCCAAGCCAGCGCAAACGAGACGACCGGCAACACGGCUAUCCUCUGGCUGCGUGGAGGAUGAAAAACUAAAUGCAUACGUUGGUCCAGUUAUUCAUGAAGCUUUGUCGUCGUUCUCGGCACAAGGUGUUCAAAAAUUCAAUUCAUGGGCAGCUAGAUGUGAAAGAGCGUUUGAUCCUAUAAAGAUUGCCGAGGGAUCGUACGGAGAAGUAUAUAAGCUACGGCUACGCGACGACAUCUCCAAGAGCGACAUUUCGAAAUCAAAACUGAAAAAAUUACGAGCCUACGGAGAAGGCGUGUUCAAAAUAGUCCCACUGCGUGCACAGAAAGGACCAGGUUCCAAGAAAUUUACAAGCAUCGAUGAAAUGGCGGCGGAAGUGAAAUUGCUCAAGUUAUUGGACCCUGUUCCCGGGUUUGCAAGGUUCCGGGAAAUCCAUGUCGUUCAGGGUCGGUUUCCAGAGUCUUUUCAAAAAGCAUGGGACGCAUACAAGGAUACCAGGGAUGAUUGCAUGAACCCAAACCCCGCCAACAAGAGAGCGUACAACAACAACCAGCUGUGGGCAAUCCUGGAGAUGGACGACGCUGGCGUCGAGCUGGAAAAAUUCUCGUGGUCUUCUGUAUUUCAGGUUUACGAUAUUUUCUGGGGGGUAGCAAUGGGAUUAGCAAGGGCUGAAGAGUUCGCUCUCUUUGAGCACCGAGAUCUGCACCUCGGUAAUAUUUGUCUACGAUCGACAAGGCCGGAUGGGGAUAUGCAGUCACUGGCCGAGGUAGAUGCAAGCGUAUUGGAAUCAUCCAGCGGUCUCGGCAUCAGUUCUUUGGAGACGACAAUCAUCGAUUAUUCACUUUCCCGCGCCGAGCUUCGGUUUACCGACGAUCCUGAAGAAAAGGUAGAUAUUGCGUCAACAGACCUCGACAGCAAGCAGUUGUUCGACGAUGUUGGUCGCGAUGAAGAUGAAAUCCUUUUACGAAACACUUAUAGAUACAUGCGAUCACAGCUAUACACUGGGGAUUCCCAAGUUAGCGAAAAGCCGCCGAACAUAUCAGGCAUAUGGGCUGAAUACGCCCCAAAAACAAACCUUAUUUGGUUACUCUUCAUUCUUAAAAACAUGAUGAAAAACAUCCAACUCGAAGACUUUACCAAGCAAGGAUCAAGAAAGCCGCUCCAACCAAGCCAACAGAAAGCCAAUCAAAAAAUUGACUCAUCCACCAACUGUGGCAGCUCCAAACCGAAGUCAAAAGCUACCUCUUCGGAUGUGAUUGGCAACAUGCUCAUGACUUUUCAGAAAACGAUAAAUGAUCGACUGAACAAGGUAAUGCAAGUACUCGAUUUGGAGCAUGGAAGGGAGGACAUGUGCUGUGCCACGGACUUGGUUGCAUAUGCAAUCGAUCAGGGCUGGCUAGACGGAAGAGACUUUUUCCUUUCGUAG
Molecule: messenger RNA, 1857 nt
Organism: Talaromyces rugulosus
Lineage: Eukaryota; Fungi; Ascomycota; Eurotiomycetes; Eurotiales; Trichocomaceae
Exons: 2
Coding region: 1-1857 (618 amino acids)
Biological process (GO): mitotic cell cycle; intracellular signal transduction
Cellular component (GO): cytoplasm; nucleus
Molecular function (GO): histone H3T3 kinase activity
Source: RefSeq, a predicted model, not a curated record